This is a messenger RNA of Photinus pyralis (common eastern firefly), 1134 nucleotides long. RefSeq lists its product as uncharacterized. NCBI's taxonomy places the organism in Eukaryota, Metazoa, Arthropoda, Insecta, Coleoptera, Lampyridae. The coding region runs from base 256 to 966 and encodes 236 amino acids. The record is from RefSeq and is a predicted model, not a curated record. The transcript is spliced from 5 exons.
AAGUUCAAGAACAAGGCUGAGUUUAGUACUGUGACAUACUUGAGCGGCUUCCUCUGUAAAGAAUACUCGCAAAUUUCUCUUAAGAACUGUUAGUUGUUGAAACACCAUUUGUCCAUUAUAUGAAGACAUUAAAUCACUAAUUGUCUAAUAAUUAGAACGAUAUAAUAAUACGGUGCUUAGUAGUUGGUGAUAAUGUUAAACUGAAGAUACAUUUCAAGUGACAUUCAUCAUCCUAAUAACAUUUUUCAAAAUACUAUGGAUAAAAAUAUAUGUUCAUGUUUGAUAGCUGUAAUUGUCUGUUAUGCUACUUAUACAUACGCAACGCAUGCAACGAAAUGCGAAGGGGCUUCCGGCUUAAAAUACCUCUGGGGUGACGCGCUGUCUGAUUCACACGAUUGCAUAGGUCCAAAUAAUUUACCCUAUCCAUCAUCGGCAAUUAACAGAUCGUUUCGAAGUACAAAUUUGUGGUCGGGAAGCUCGAGGACCGGUAGAUCACAGAAGACAAUUGACCCCUUUAUAACUAGAAAGGCACUUUUGUCGGCCUACGAGCUCAAUUCCGGCGUAGGAGAGCCGUCGACCAUUUCUCGGACAGCGAGAGCUGCUGGGACUACACAAACGUCUUGUUUUUCUACGCCAUCCCGUCUAUGUAAGACGCGAUAUAAUACAACUGCUCCACUGUAUGGAGUUUCUCUCACUUCAGGACAACCGGUUACCAUUGUGCAGAAGUUUCCAGAUCUUUUGCAACAGGUGGUGUUUGAGGUAUGCGAAAGUUCGGAAUGUGACGUGGUGAGAGGUGAAUGUACCCAAACCUAUGUACCAUAUCUAUUUUUGGUCAUUCCACUGGGACCAGUCACACUAACGGGCCAGGAUUAUGUAUUAGUGGAAAGCGGUUGUGUAUGUAGACCAAAGUACGCUUCUCACACAAAUCAAGAAGCCAACGCGAUGACUUCGAUACCUAGACUGUAAACAAUUAUUUCUGUACUAUAGUUUAUCUUGAAGUUGGAAUAAUGUGUCAUGGUCUAAAAGUGCUAAUAUUGUUUUAAUUGUCUGUUGUAAUGUAUAUAAUUUUAAGUUUAGUGAUUGAUAUUUCUAUGUAUUUAGGUAUUUAUUAAUAAAUAUUGGAUAAUUUUGUAA